This is a messenger RNA of Anneissia japonica, 1962 nucleotides long. Its product is annotated as sphingosine 1-phosphate receptor 1-like. Gene Ontology annotation, cellular component: membrane. NCBI's taxonomy places the organism in Eukaryota, Metazoa, Echinodermata, Crinoidea, Comatulida, Comatulidae. The coding region runs from base 227 to 1222 and encodes 331 amino acids. The record is from RefSeq and is a predicted model, not a curated record. Gene Ontology annotation, molecular function: G protein-coupled receptor activity. The transcript has 2 exons. Gene Ontology annotation, biological process: G protein-coupled receptor signaling pathway.
ACAGGGAGUCAGUGAAUAUACAGCCAGUUAGUGAGCUUUACUAGAUAAUACAGUGCUGUAUAAAGAAAUCAAUUCAUAUUAACCGUUGUCAAUCGAUAAAGUAAACCGCCUGGAAAAGACGCUACAUACAUACUUGUAUGUUAUCAAAUCUUCUGUAUACGCAAAGAUUUCAUUCAUUUCGACAAUACAGAUACAUAUAUCGGGUUAAUAGUCGUCUUUUGCUCCGAUGGAGACUUCCGGAAAUGAAACAAAUUUUAACCCAGAUGAUUGUGGUCUGCCAGACGUAAGAACAACUGACUUAUACAAAAACAAGACAGUGUUUCUAAUAUAUUUUAUUCAGCUAAUUUUCCUCUGCUUCUGUAUUUUGUUCGAGAACACGAUCGUUCUGUUUGCAUUUUAUCGGGUCAAGACUUUGCGUCAAAGGCGCAAUGUGCUGAUUUGUAGCCUAGCUCUGACUGAUUUCUGUACUGGAAUUAUGUUACCGAUCCAAAUACUAGGCCCUCCCAGUGUUGCUGAUGCUGUUAGUUUUUCCAUGUUACUUUUAUCUGUUUUGACUAUUUUAUUGAUAGCGAUAGAGAGAUUUUAUGUUUUAGUUGUGAUGACAAAGCGACUGCAACGAGAUGAAGAAAGAAGGAGCGCGCCGCUUAUUUGUAUUUGUUUUGUACUCUGGGUUGGAACUUUAGCGCUGUUUGUGCCAUGGGCGAUGAAGCCGUACGCGUACAUAUUGAUACUAUACACUGUUGGACCGUUAAGCGUUAUUAUUGUAAUGGUUGCUGUAGUAUGCCUGUAUGUUGCUAUCUUUCACUCUAUGCGUAAAAUGGAUUUGCAAAAGCAAAAAUACAUCGGUAAAAAAGACUUCCAAAGAACAAAGGUGGUCUUGCGCGCGUACGGUAUUAUCGUCUUUACGUUUGUAUUGUGUUGGUUCCCGUGGAGUUUUGAAGCAAUCCGAAUUGGAUGGGAAAUUUACAUCAACGUCGAACCAGACGAACGCCAGUGUUACUACGCUACUACUGUUGCAUGCUUUCUUCUCAACCUGGGACUGCUAAAUUCAGCGUUGAACCCAAUCAUUUAUUGGAAAAAUCUCCCUGACUUCCGCGAAGCCAUCUGUAGUCUUUUCAGUUGUUGCCCCUGUGGGUGUAAAAAAGCUGGGCGAAGCAAUGAAAACGAAUCCUCUACCGGUAUUCAGGAAGAUACGUCAAUGACAGAGAUUCCAAAGACGUAAACUCAACCACUCGAUGCUUACACAUUGUGUGCGAACGAAUCGGAUCUAGGCCAGAUUUCCGAAACUAAGUUUGCGAAUCCAGUUUGCCGAAUCCCUGUUUGCCGAAAUCCAUUUUGCAAAGGAUAAUUUAAAAGCAAACAACAGCAUAAUAUUUUUGAUCGGACACAUUAAUGUUAAAUCGACAUAAAAUUUUGUUCGACUGAUCUUUUGUCCCAUACCAUUUGUCAGUGAUUUACAUUUUUUAUUUAGUGUAUAUAAGAGCGCAGAUUUUUACACUAAAGUUGCUAAAAAUCACCUCAUUUCACAUUCUUUUGUCAUGUUUUGUUGGCUGCCUCUUCCUUUCUUUAUUCUCGAGCACCUCGAACUUUACGGCCUCACUCAUCAGCCCUCUCCAUAUCAAAUACCGUAGAUAGGAACUACGGUACCUUUGUACUUACCCACGAAUGUGAAUAGCGAAUUUGGCAAACUGUUUUAGUAUGUCGGUCGAAAAUUGGUAAACUGGGAUUCGGCAAAGUGGACUCGGCAAUCUGGGAUUCGGCAAACUGGCCUUCUGCAGACGAAUCGUACCUGACAUAAUCCAGGCAUGAGAUAUAAGACUGAUCGAUAAAUAAAAGGAAUACGAUUAUUUAAAAGACAAACAAAUAACAAAAAUUACAAUGUCAGGCCUAUGCCAUGCUCUUUAAUGUGACUCGGUACAGCCAUAGCUUUAUUAUUCGCCAGAUACACCAAAACGAACUGCA